This is a messenger RNA of Spizellomyces punctatus DAOM BR117, 2145 nucleotides long. RefSeq lists its product as uncharacterized. NCBI's taxonomy places the organism in Eukaryota, Fungi, Chytridiomycota, Chytridiomycetes, Spizellomycetales, Spizellomycetaceae. Gene Ontology annotation, cellular component: transcription factor TFIID complex. The transcript is spliced from 8 exons. The record is from RefSeq and is a predicted model, not a curated record. The coding region runs from base 91 to 1803 and encodes 570 amino acids. Gene Ontology annotation, molecular function: RNA polymerase II general transcription initiation factor activity; protein binding. Gene Ontology annotation, biological process: transcription initiation at RNA polymerase II promoter.
CUUUUGCGUCCGCCUCUCCGGACAAGCUGCCAGAAUCACCAUUUUACAUUCCCAGUUGCCAUUAGCCUUGCAUCUGCACAAAUAAAGAACAUGGUCCAAGAAAACUCUACUGAUCCCAUAGAUAUGGGACAAGAAAAGACGAGCGAAGCCAUGCAAGUCGGACCACUCGUCUCACCAACCAAACACAUUUCCAAGAAAACAUUUACCGACGCCAAUGUCCAAACCGACCCUGUCCGCAUCAUUAGUCCCGGCGAACCCGGCUACACCACGACUGUCCCCGUCAAACCACCCACCUCCUCCAUCCUCAAACCCAUCCAACAAGCCCGACCGAAACCCGAAUGGACGGACGAUGACAGUGAGGACUUGAUUGUGGAUGUUGAAGGCGAGGACAGUGAUGCGAGUACGAGGAAGAAAAAGAAGGUAAAGGGCAAGGCCAAGACGGUUAAAAAGGCAAAAGGCAAGGGGACAGGUGAGGAAGACGAGGAAACCGCUAAAAAACGCAAGCCAACGACAACCAGCAAAAAACCUGUAAAAGCCAAGUCCAAACUCCCACCUAUCGACCCGACAGAACUCCUUGACCUCUCAACCACCUACCCCGAUACCUACUGGACCCACCUCCCAACCACAACCUCCAUGAUCGACACCGUCAACGAAACAACACCCCUGACACUCGUCAAACAAGCCGACAUGCGCGACGCAGGGCACAUUACGGGUAUGGUCCUCUCACCCGACGGCAGCAUGCUCGCAACAUUCUGCACAAUGGGUCUCGCAAAAAUAUGGGAUCUUGAAACCUACCGCGUCAUUCAAACCCUCCAAGACACGUCUGAACCCAAUAUUGAUGAAUUCUAUGUGGGACGGUUCACACCUACCAUGACCCGCCUCGUCGUAGGUGGGAAACUCAAGGACCCCAAGAAAUGGAGUGAUGAGGAUGAGGAUAAUCAUAUUUUGCCGUGUCCUCUUAAAGUGUUUGAUUUGAUUUCUGGGAAUGUGGUUGAGAGGCUUGAGGGGCAUGAAGAGGAGAUUUUGUGUUGUAAAAGUGUCGAGUUUCGGGGGGAGAGGUAUUAUGUUACUACCAGUCAGGAUGGGUAUAUUAUUAAAUGGAAAGUAGACCAAGAUUGGAGUCGGUUACAAGAGUAUAAACGCAUGGAAGAUGGCAAGACGUGCAUGGCGUUCAACGUCUCGUUUCUACCCAACACUGGAAACAAGUACUUUGUCGCAGCAUGCGAUGGCGGGAUAUGUCUCUUUGAUUUUGAAAACGCAGUGAAACUCCAAACAUUUGAAAAUCUUUAUACGUGCUAUUGCGAUUGUACCAAAGUCGUGGAAUGCCUAGAGUACCCUGAACCCCCUCGGACAUGGCAAACGGUCUUGGAAGAUGGGGAGCCGAUGUUUACUUAUCUCUUAAGUCGGGGUGUUGAAGAAGUGGAUACUGUGGAUGGAGGGGAUGUGCCGAUUAAUACGGAGCCGAACACGGUGCGAUUGCAUAAACUUGUUUAUCCCACGCGACGGGGCGGAGUGUUUUCGUUGGAGGAGGUCAAGAGGUUUCAGCAUGAAGAGUACCGCUCCAACUCUUGGUUAACAAAAAUCUCGUCCAACGGCCGAUACGUUCUUGCUCCCACAUAUGAUGGAGCCGUUGUCGUGUUUUCAUUGGCGAGUGGGCAAGUGACGGCUGUCUUGCGGGAUCAUGAGGGGGUGGAAGUGAGAGAUUGUGUCUGGGGAUGGAGGUGGGGACAGGUGUUUACAUGUGGUGAUGAUGGGACGGUCAAGGUGUAUGUGCAGGACAGGGAUACGAUGGACGAGUCAUGAUGGGUGGACGGGAUGAUUGGGUACGAGGCCAAGUGUCAACGCCAAACUAGGGGCGCGUCAUUUCAUUCGCUAUCCAACCCGGCUUGGUUCUCAAGCACUUAUCCAGUGUUCCAAAACAAAACUCUUUAAUGCGCACCUUUAAUAACAUUUUAUUGUUGUUGAGCAGCCCAUUGCUCGGGUGUAAAUGUUUUUUGUGAAAAGGCGUGGAUUUGUGAUAUUUCGUCCUUUAGUGCUUCGUUGACCAUCCUGAUCCCAACAUUAUGAAUAAACUCACAAAAACAAACCGUUCGUAGUAAGAUUGCGGAUAUUUACCUGUGUCGACUCAAGAGAGGUUUCCCGGCA